AUGACUGUCUUCGGUACUGUCGCUCCAGGCUUCGAGUCGAUCCGUGACGCCUUUGAGGCCGGUCAAAGUAUCGACGCCGGUGGUGCCCAACUAGUUGCCUAUCAACAUGGUGUCAAAGUGGUCGACCUUUGGACCGGAGACGACCCGGUUCGGGGAAAACCAUUCGAUGGAGACGAUUUCAUUCUCUGCAUGUCAGUUACAAAGGGCCUAACGACUACUGUGGCCCAUCGACUCAUCGAACGAGGCAUUCUUAGUAUUAACGCACCUGUCUGCAAGUAUUGGCCCGAGUUCGCCCAAAACGGGAAAGAGAACAUUACUGUGCAAAUGAUCCUCAAUCAUACGUCCGGCUGUUCCACCUGGCCGCUGGAAGCCGACAUCAGUUUCACCAACAUGGUUGACUGGAACCGAAUGAUACAUGCCUUGGAGAAGAUGGCACCGUUCUGGGAACCCGGAACUGCGGUGCUUUACGCUGCCUGGACAUACGGGCUCCUCAUUGGAGAAGUCAUUCAACGUGCUACUGGAAAGACAGUCGGAACGAUCUUCCGUGAAGAAAUCGCCGAACCUCUGGGUCUCAAUCUCUGGAUCGGAUUGCCUGAGGAUCAAGAGCCUCACGUCAUUCCAUGGAUGCCGAAGACGCCUCCCAAGCUUGCACUAGGCGAGAACAAUGCAGUCGCAGACAAUCUUGCUCCGCACGUCGAUUGGUCGAACCCUCUCAUCGCUUCGUACAUUUCAUGGCUGGAUUCACCUGGCCUCUUCACUUUUGUGAACUCUCGUGAAGCGCAUGCGGCUGAGCUCCCUUCCUUGAAUGUAAUCGGAGAUGCCCGUAGCUUAGCCAAGCUGUACGCGAACAUCAUCGGCGAGGUCGUGGGGAAACCGCCCCUCCUCCAACCAGACACUCUCGAGCGUGCCAUUGCCCCCGAGACGGAAACAAUGGCUGUUGCUGGUCCGCUACAAGGCGUUUUCGAACCCGGUCGGUUCCAAUUCGGCCUUGGCUACGAGAGAUCUCGCGCAGGAAGUCCAAUGUUGGGAGAGGGAGCUUCGGGCAUAGUGGAUUUGGCGGUCGUCUUGGUUUUGCGAAUGUCAAGUCUGGCAUCUCAGUGGGUUACAUCUGCAACAACAAUGUGUGGACCGGAGCAGCUCCCGAUCCAAGGUGGAUGCCAUGGCUGA
Messenger RNA from Dacryopinax primogenitus, 1167 nucleotides. Its product is annotated as beta-lactamase/transpeptidase-like protein. The transcript has a single exon. The record is from RefSeq and is a predicted model, not a curated record. Bases 1 to 1167 code for a protein of 388 amino acids. Lineage: Eukaryota; Fungi; Basidiomycota; Dacrymycetes; Dacrymycetales; Dacrymycetaceae.